AUGGAGUUCACUAGCCAAGAGUUCGUGGUGGGAAAAUGCCAGGGUGAAAAAUUGGUACAUGGUGAAACCAUGCCGCUAGUGUUACUGCCCCGAGAGGGAAGCAAAAAUGGUUUCGAAUCAUUAGUAGAGGGUUUGAAGAAAAACAAAGAGUGGUUUGAGCAAUUGAUCAUCAAGAAUAGCGCUGUUCUUCUGAGAGGAUUUGAUGUGAAGAAUGCUGAAGAGUUCAAUGAGGUUGUGGAGCUUUUUGGUUGGGAGGACAUGAGGUAUGUUGGACCAGCUCCAAGGACGCAUGUUUACAAAAGGAUAUGGACAGCCAAUGAGGGACCCUUGUCGGAGUUUAUAUAUUAUCAUCAUGAGAUGGUUCUGAUUAAGGAAAGCCCCAGUAAGGUCAUUCUGUUUUGUGAAAUUCCUCCACCUGAAGGUGGACAGACACCCUUCGUGCCAAGUUUCCGAGUGACUGAAAGGAUGCUAGAGGAGUUCCCGGAGAUGGUAGAAGAAAUUGAGAAGAAAGGAUUAAAAUACACUUUCACAGCUCUUAGCAAGAAUGAUACGUCUUCCAUGAGAGGUAGAGGUUGGGAGGACGCUUUUGGAACAUCAGACCGUGCAGAAGCUGAAAAGAGGACCAAGUUGCUGGGAAUGGACGUUGAAUGGCUUCCAAAUGGCGGGGUCAAGACACUCUUGGGUCCUAGACCACUGACUAGGGUAUUUGAGGGAAGGAAAGAGAGAAGGAUGUGGUUCAACACCAUGGUUGGGAUGUAUGGGAAGGAGCAUAGCUCGGCAAUGAUGGCAGAUGGAACCGAGAUACCAGAAAAUGUGGUGAAGAGAUGUGAAGAGAUCAUUGAAGAAGAAAGCAUUCAAUUCAAGUGGGAAAAAGGGGACAUUCUUUUCUUGGAUAACAUGGCUACUCUUCAUGGCAGAAGGCCUUCCCUAUCUCCCAGAAGAGUCCUGGUUACCAUAUGCAAGUAGAUUCCAUUCUCUUUGGUGAUAUUCCCGGGAAGAGCAUAUCCUGUUGGUGAAAUGUUACUUUGUUGAAUAAGGAAUCUUUGUAUCACACCACA
Molecule: messenger RNA, 1058 nt
Organism: Coffea eugenioides
Lineage: Eukaryota; Viridiplantae; Streptophyta; Magnoliopsida; Gentianales; Rubiaceae
Product: clavaminate synthase-like protein At3g21360
Exons: 3
Coding region: 1-966 (321 amino acids)
Molecular function (GO): oxidoreductase activity
Source: RefSeq, a predicted model, not a curated record